Phytophthora sojae is the source of this 520-nucleotide messenger RNA. RefSeq lists its product as hypothetical. The transcript has a single exon. The record is from RefSeq and is a predicted model, not a curated record. The coding region runs from base 8 to 520 and encodes 170 amino acids. Lineage: Eukaryota; Oomycota; Peronosporomycetes; Peronosporales; Peronosporaceae.
GCAGACCAUGCCAUCUUUUCGUAUCAUCGCUCUGGUUGCUGCAAUGGGCUUCGGCCUCAGCGCCGCCUCCACGACGUCUUCGUCCUGCUCAGGCGAGCAGCAGCAGCAGGUGCAAGCUCAAAUCGCCGCGAUUCGCGCGUCUCUCGAGUCUGACGCCGCCUCCAGCAGCGAGGCCCCGAGCGUGCCGCUCUCGUGCAAGGCGGCGCUGACGUACGACCUGUCCGCGGCCAGCGAGGACGACGCCGAGCAGUGCGCCAGCGACUGCAUGGCGUGGAUCGAAGAAGUCGUGGACGCCCCGGUCUGUGAGGACGAAGAGAUGCUCACGUACCAGCGACGCAUGGCCGCGUACCUGGCCCAGUGCAAGGAGCGCAGGCAAGUGCGACUGCAGGAGACGACGGACCGCAUCGAGCACUCGAGCAGGCUGCGAGGUCUGGCGGCUGGACUCUCGGAGACAAGACAGCUCGGCGUCAAAGGCCUGAUGGACGCGCUGCUGGUUGUCACGCUGAACAACGCUCUUUAA